AGACUCACACGGACGGGGUGUUUUCUCCUCUCUACAUGCAUUCUUCAGCUCAUGCUGCGUUUACGGUGCACGUUUUCCUCAGCAUGUUGAGCGGCUUGUGUUCGAGCUACAGAACCCCCGUGUGGUUCUCGGAGGGGGGCUGUCGAAUUUGACGGAUCACAGUGAAACAUCGGUGCCCAUGGGGAGAAGCUUCUGGGUCAGAGGACACCUCGGGAAAAACUCUGGAUUUUUAACCUGCCUGGAAACAACUUUAACCCCUUUAUUCUUCCCAUUGUUUAUAGCGCUUUGACUUCAAUUUCUUCUACUGCUGUAGAAGUGGUGCUGCUUCAAUUAGGGUUAUGUCCCUCCAACAAAAAAUGUCUACGAAUCGAACAAUUGACCACUGCGAAGCCCCCAAUCGAGUCACAUACGAAACCCUCUGCUGGGUGAUUAUUGGAGAGUUCGUGCUGGGUCUGCCUCUCAACCUGUCGGUCCUCUACAUUUUCGUCUUCAGGUUCAAGUUCUGGAAGAACAAAAGCAUCUUCCUGUUCAACAUCGUGGUUGCUGACUUCUUGCUGGUGGCCUGUCUCCCUUUCAAGGCCUACCACUACCACUAUGGCCAGAGGCGCAGCACCAACGAUAAGCUGUGCAAGACGAUGUUCUUCAUGUUGUUUCUAAAUCGCGGCGCCAGCAUCGCCUUCCUCAUCACCCUCUCACUCGACCGCUACUUCAACGUGGUGCAUCUCGGGAGGAGGAAUUUCGUCAAAGUGCUGAAGAAAUCCCCUCUGGUGUCCAUCAUCAUCUGGUUCCUCUUGCUGCCCCUCACCAUCCCCACGAUGGUCGAGACCUUCGAGUGCUGCAACAGUUACGGCCGCAAAAUCAAUACCCGUUUGCACAACGUGACGGACACAUUCAGAGAGAUCGUCUACUUCAGCCAGAUCAUCGUCCCCUUCGUCAUCCUCGUCUACUGCACAGUGCGCAUCGUCAACCGGCUGCAGAGGAAGACGGUGGGGGAGAAGACCAAACUGAGGAGAGCGGUGUUCGUGGUCAUGUCCGUCAUCGUCGUCUUCUCCGUCUGCUUCCUGCCCAGCACCGUGGCCAGAGCGGUGCUGCUGAGCGUCCGGCUUAAAAAGGAAUGGGAGCCCGCAGAGUACAUGGUGGUUCAGGUCUACGACAGCCUCAUGGUUCUGUCUUACAUCGACUGCCUGCUGGACCCUCUGGUGUACUGCUUCUGUAACUCAGGGUUUAAAGAUGCCUACAUAUCCACCUUCUGUCCUACCUUUCUCAGGAACAGACUUCUAAAUACUGACUUUGGCUUGGGAACGACAACGACAGCAACCAAUACCAUAACUACAACUCCUGGAAUGAGAGAAAUUGCUUUGCCGAUAUUAGCUAAAUGAUCCCGACCCGUUCUCUUAACCUGUU
Cyclopterus lumpus (lumpfish) is the source of this 1404-nucleotide messenger RNA. Its product is annotated as 12-(S)-hydroxy-5,8,10,14-eicosatetraenoic acid receptor-like. The coding region runs from base 339 to 1379 and encodes 346 amino acids. Gene Ontology annotation, molecular function: G protein-coupled receptor activity. Gene Ontology annotation, cellular component: membrane. NCBI's taxonomy places the organism in Eukaryota, Metazoa, Chordata, Actinopteri, Perciformes, Cyclopteridae. Gene Ontology annotation, biological process: G protein-coupled receptor signaling pathway. The transcript has 3 exons. The record is from RefSeq and is a predicted model, not a curated record.